Molecule: messenger RNA, 444 nt
Organism: Trichoderma harzianum CBS 226.95
Lineage: Eukaryota; Fungi; Ascomycota; Sordariomycetes; Hypocreales; Hypocreaceae
Exons: 1
Coding region: 1-444 (147 amino acids)
Source: RefSeq, a predicted model, not a curated record
AUGGAGGAAGAUCGAGUUGAAGUUUUUUUAAGACUCCUUUUCAACAUCCUAGGCUGCAUCGCCAUGCCUGGCUUCUGGAUUGAGACCUUCAUCUUCAGGAUACUCGGCCUCAACACAUCGUCGAGCUUCCGCAUGUUCCCUCCGGCAGACAUUGUCCCCGGCCACGAAUAUCCUACAAGCGUGGCCUACAGCUUUGUCUUAAUUACUAUCUUAUUUAUACCCAGAUUUAUUGCUUCGGAUCGAUAUUUUGAUGGCGCAAACACCCUUGGGACGGAGCUUCGUCCUUUGACAAGAAGGGCCAGCCCACUCGUGGAAUACGUCGUCAUGUUUGCCCGUGUUUGGCUGGCAGCGGCUUGGGUAAAUAUGGCAUCGGCUCAAUUUAUGAUGGACUGGGACCUUGUGAGGUUUUCUGUGAAGCUUGGGAGCGUGUACUUCAUCUUGUGA